Nerophis ophidion (straightnose pipefish) is the source of this 3771-nucleotide messenger RNA. It is a transcript of the gene rab9b, whose product is annotated as RAB9B, member RAS oncogene family. Gene Ontology annotation, molecular function: GTP binding; GTPase activity. Bases 155 to 763 code for a protein of 202 amino acids. Gene Ontology annotation, biological process: retrograde transport, endosome to Golgi; Rab protein signal transduction. Lineage: Eukaryota; Metazoa; Chordata; Actinopteri; Syngnathiformes; Syngnathidae. The record is from RefSeq and is a predicted model, not a curated record. Gene Ontology annotation, cellular component: phagocytic vesicle; lysosome; late endosome. The transcript has 2 exons.
CACUUCCCUGCUUGGGGGCGCGCACACGUCACGUCACAACAGUCACUGUCUCCGUGAGAUGUAGGAGACCAGGACAACAGCAUAAUAUUGACCACCAGGGAUGAGAUGAAUUGACUUGCUCCAGUGUGCCACCCAGCAAGGAGGGUUGAGUACGAUGAGUGGGAAGAGCCUGCUGCUGAAGGUGAUCCUGCUCGGGGACGGAGGAGUAGGCAAGUCCUCGCUGAUGAACCGCUAUGUCACCGACCGCUUCGACUCCCAGUCAUUUCACACCAUAGGUGUCGAGUUCCUCAACAGGGACCUGGAAGUGGAUGGACGCUUUGUUACCCUGCAGAUCUGGGACACCGCCGGCCAGGAACGUUUCAAGUCCCUGCGCACGCCUUUCUACCGAGGGGCCGACUGCUGCCUGCUCACGUUCGCCGUGAACGACCUGCAGAGCUUUCAGAACCUCGGCGGCUGGAAGAAGGAGUUCAUGUAUUACUCUGACGUCAAAGAUCCCGAGCGGUUCCCUUUCGUGGUACUCGGCAACAAGGUGGACAUGGAGCAGAGGGAAGUGGGCGAGGACGAAGCGCGGGCCUGGUGCGAGGAGAGCGGCUGCUGUCCUUACUAUGAGACCAGCGCUAAGGACGACACGAACGUCACGGCUGCGUUUGAGGCAGCUGUCAGGGAGGUACUGGCUGCAGAGGAUCACAUCGACCACUCGGUGCUGAGUGGAACUAUUGAUCUCCAUGGAAACCGCAAAAUAUCCCGAGGGUCCUGCUGCUGACAAGUCCGGUGCGGAACCUCGCUUUUCGAAUCUGGAUGGCAGAAAUCUGAUGGCUAAUAAGGGAUUGUUUAUGGUACACGAAGGGCAGAUACCGAUUGCUCAAGCAUUCUGUGGAUAAGCCGUAUCGAUGCUGCUGAUAAGAUGCAAUUUGAGGAGAGCAGUUGGAAGGGUGCAGUCUGUCAAAGGGCUGACUUAUUGGCACUCUGAAGCACUAUUCCUAUACUCUGAUAGUAUUAUUGCACAAUUCACCUUUUUCUGCACAUGUUAAUUUGCGCUCAUUAGGAGCAUUCAGAAUAAUAUAAAUUCAACUGAACAAAUGGCACACUCAUGUAGUUGUUAACCAGCCAGUAUGCUGAUUUUUUUUUUUUUUUAGCUUCUCUAUUAGCAGACAAAUGCUAUCAAGAGACCUGUUUGCGAGCUGACUACGUUUGUUUUCCAACCAGGUACGGACAGAUAGGUACGUAACGAUACAAAAAGAUCGUUGAUCAGAUUAUUUUUAUUGCACUCAAUAUAAAGGGAAUUGUGAGCAUUGUUUUAUAACUCCAUUCGACUGAAGGUGUUGUUAACACAAUUGAUUUAAUUUCCGGUAAUUCAAGUACUGUAUUUGGGCCAGUUUUUUUGUUCGUUUUGUUUUUAUUUUAUUUACCUUACUGUUUAUAAACUGCUGUUUGUUUUCUCUGUGAUACACCCCCUUAUUCCAUUGUGUGGUGUUAUUUUAAAGAUCAGGAAAUGAUAAGCGUGCUUCCCUGGUGUGAAGAGGAGCUAAUUUUUUAUUGCACUGAACAACAAUCAGGGCAUGUUUUGAUGCUGUCUUUUUGGAUCGUGGGGGAAGCUUUAAUAAUCCAUCCAGUCCUGUUAUUAGCGUCUCAUUUUUAGUGUCUCCUUAGCUUCGCUGGGACUUUUUUUUUUUUUUUUUUACGCGUCUCAGCUGAAUGUGGUCACAAAGUUAAACACCUUAACUUCGUUUAUUCUGUAUGCAGUGAAUAACACAUUCGAUAGGAGAACUGUAUGAUAAUUGCAGCUAAAUGGUACUUACAGUUUCAUUACAGUGUGCUCGCGGUACACGUUUACACACAUUUAUGGAGGCUCUCAGUGACUGUGACUCUCAAAAUGAGUUUUUAAUGAAUUCUCAUGUGGUACAUUGAUUACUGCUUAAAUUACUGUAUUGCAUUUUAAGAAUACAUCGUUUUUUUUUAAAUAGAUAAUCAAUUUUGUCGCUAUGUUGCACCAUAUUUUUCACACUAUGUUCUCUAAUGAUGCCAAUCUUGGUGUCAUAAAGCAAUUUUGUGUGUGUGUGUGUCUGUGUUUGCAUUAGAGAAGGAGUUAUGCAUACAGUUAGAUCAUAAAGUAAACUGCUUGUUUUGGUUUUUGCCUUUAUAGAUCACCGCAGUGUGAUAUGACAUGAACUAUUUAUUUUUUUCUUCCGAAAGUGAAAAGUGUGCCCUAUUGCAGGGGUAAUGACAUCAUUCUGGCCCCCGAGUUCAGUUCCAAAUUUGGGAGACAAACAUUUUUAAAGAAAAUUCUCUUAAAAAAACGAGAGCGCUCAACCUUUUUUCAGUGAUGUAACCCCUGUGAAAUUAUUUUUAAUUCAAGUAACCCCUAAUCAGAGAAAACCAUUUUUGGGUGAAAAAAAGAGAUAAAGAAGUAAAAUACAGCACUAUGUCAUUAGUUUCUGAUUUAUUAAAUUGUAAAACAGUGCAAAAUAUUGCUCAUUUGUAGUGGUCUUUCUUGAACUAUUUGGAAAAAAGAUAUACAAAUAACUAAAAACUUGUUGAAAAAUAAACAAGUGAUUCAAUUAUAAAUACACAUUUCUACACAUAGAAGUAAUCAUCAACUUAAAGUGCCCUCUUUGGGGAUUGUAAUAGAGAUUCAUGAACUUAAUUAUAAACAUUUCUUCACAAAAAAUAAAUAUUUAACAUCAAUAUUUAUGGAACAUGUCCUCAAAAAAUAGCUGUCAACACUGAAUAUUGCAUUGUUGCAUUUCUUUUCACAGUUUAUAAACUUACAUUCAUUUUUUGUUGAAGUAUUAUUCAAUAAAUAUAUUUAUAAAAUAUUUCUGAAUUGUCGCUAUUUUUAGAAUAUUUUAAAAAAUCUCACGUACCGCUUGGCAUACCUUCAAAUACCCCCAGGGGUACGCGUACCCCCAUUUGAGAACCACUGGUAUGGAGGAACAUGGACCACUGUAAACACAUGAGCAGAUCCUUACAUAGACAUGUUUACCUUGCAAGAAAACCCAGAAAACUGGGGUCCAAACUUGUGAUUUAUAUAAAAUAGGCGUUCCCCAAGGCACGCUUUAAGUCCUUUCCUUCUUGACAGCUACACAUUUAUUUCAAAAUGUGAUACAUUUUCAAGGUAUUACUUCAGAUGGACUCAGUAUUGUUCAACUUCUUUACUUAUACUUAUGGUGUUCCUCAAGGUUCCAUUUUAGGUCCUCUAAUUUUCAGCAUUCAGGCUGUUCAUCUGGUGGCCUGCAAAUUCAGUUAAAAACAACAACUUGUGAGAGACUAACAUAUUUGCAGAAGAUUCCUAAAAAGUGCUGUCAUAAAGAUGAUCUUUGACUAGCUUUUUUGCUCCUGUAACUCUGCAAAAUAAAUGAAGUAAAACCCUAUAUAUUUACAUUUAUGAGGAGGCAGAAUCUCAACGUGUACUAUUUUUGUUUUAUUUAUUAAAAAAACAUUAAAAAUUGAAAUCCAUAGUGAUGGUGUGUAAAGGCAAAGUCAGUCAUUGUCCAAGUACUUCUGGUCUUGUUUGUACAAAACUGCAUGUGCAGACUCGCUUCACUGUGAAACGAACGCAAACUCAAGUCAGGUACUGCCUGUAUACUUUUGUUCUAUGCAGGCCUUUAAUAAGUGGCUUGUUCACAUGAUUGACAUUAACUGCUAGUAUUGUCCUGUCUUAUUGGAACACAACCCCCAACUGUAUUUCAGUUUCCCUGUCUUCUGUUCAAACGGUGUAGCUUAUAUCACAGCUUCUAUUUGACAUAUAAUGCCAUGUGUGUGUGUAUAUAU